This is a messenger RNA of Pieris macdunnoughi, 1116 nucleotides long. The record is from the annotation of a GenBank genome assembly. Lineage: Eukaryota; Metazoa; Arthropoda; Insecta; Lepidoptera; Pieridae.
AUGGCCUCGAAGGUACUCGUGCCUGGAGUGCCCUUCGCUUCGCUCCAGGGAAAGGUGAAAAAGACACCUGUAGAGCCAAAUGGCGGGCUGUACAUCAGUGGAGGCGACCCGGUCGCGAGGAUCGCCCACCUCGAGCACAGCAUUCGGUUCCUGCAGGAACAACACCGUCUGAUGCUCAGUGGCCUUCACGCCGAAAUCGAGUCAUUGCGAGAGAGAAAUAGAGACUUACAAUUUCAACUGAUAUUCAACAAAGAGCCUGCGAAAAAUACCUCGACUACUGAUGACAACGAAAACCAGGUGUCAUCUCUGCGACGAGAGGUAGAGCGGUUGGAAAGGGAGGCAGCAGAAGCGCGAGGUGAGGCUACAGCCUGCACCCACGACUUACUGCGGCUGCAACGCCUUGUCGACGAACAGGCCAACAAGCUGCGGUCUCUAGAGGAGGAAGCAACGGAAAAUGAGGAAGGAGAAAGCGCUGGGGCUCUACGCGCGCGGCUGGGCGAAGCAGAGCGGCUGGUCCGGCGGCUUCGAGCGGACGCCGAGCGGCAGCGCAGAGAGGUACACGGGGGCGCGGGCGUCACCAACCUACUGUUCGACGGCGCGCCCGCACACCACGCGCACUUGCAGUGCAUGAAAAGCUCACUGAUGCGCGCGGGCGCAGUUGACGCAUUUGGCUUUCCUACCUUGCCAGCCCCAUACCUCCAUACAGCAGAUUUUUGGAGAGAGCCUUUGAGAGAAGAGUACAGCAUGCGAGGCGGCGGACGACAACGACGACCCAAUACACUUCCAGCACUCGCUGUCCUCCCACAGCAGCCACGCCCACCCGCGUAUGCUCACAAUUUGCGAGCGCGGGGAUAUACAGAAAGAGUAAAAAAGUCACAAACACUGAACGGAGAGUCCUAUACUGGAAAGAGCCCGGAAGAGACAGAUCAACCACGAAUAAAUCCAGUUAUAACAGAUAAUUUACAGAAAAUCAACCCUGAGGCCACAUAUCCCGAAUUAAAAAUUGUGGUCACUAAAAUAAUUCCGCACGGAAAUGUUAACACAUCGUCGUCGCUAACGGGCGCGCGGCCGCGAGCUCGUCGCACGCACCGCAAACACGCAUCCGAGCACACGUAA